Opisthocomus hoazin is the source of this 1757-nucleotide messenger RNA. NCBI's taxonomy places the organism in Eukaryota, Metazoa, Chordata, Aves, Opisthocomiformes, Opisthocomidae. The record is from RefSeq and is a predicted model, not a curated record.
CUAGCAAAUUUUACGCGAAGGGAGCACUACAGUAUUUGGUCCCAAUUCUAACCCAAACGUUAACGAAACAGGAUGAAAACGAUGAUGACGACGACUGGAACCCCUGCAAAGCAGCGGGAGUCUGCCUCAUGCUCCUGGCGACCUGCUGUGAAGAUGACAUUGUUCCUCAUGUGCUGCCCUUUAUUAAAGAACACAUUAAAAAUCCAGAUUGGCGAUACAGAGAUGCAGCUGUGAUGGCUUUUGGGUGCAUUUUGGAAGGACCAGAGCCGAACCAGCUCAAACCACUAGUCAUACAGGCAAUGCCAACUUUAAUAGAACUAAUGAAGGACCCCAGCGUUGUGGUUCGAGACACAACCGCUUGGACCGUGGGCAGGAUCUGCGAGAUGCUGCCCGAAGCUGCCAUCAAUGACAUUUACCUCGCUCCGCUGCUGCAGUGUCUGAUGGAGGGCCUGAGCGCCGAGCCCAGAGUGGCCUCCAACGUCUGCUGGGCCUUCUCUAGUCUUGCUGAAGCUGCCUAUGAAGCUGCAGAUGUAGCUGAUGAUCAGGAAGAACCAGCAACCUACUGCUUAUCCUCAUCAUUUGAGCUAAUAGUUCAGAAGCUUCUGGAGACUGCAGAUAGGCCUGAUGGACACCAGAAUAACUUGAGGAGUUCUGCAUACGAAUCUCUGAUGGAAAUCGUGAAAAACAGUGCCAAGGACUGUUACCCAGCUGUCCAGAAGACAACUCUGGUCAUCAUGGAACGACUUCAGCAAGUGCUGCAGAUGGAGUCUCAUAUCCAGAGCACUUCCGACAGAAUCCAGUUCAACGAUCUUCAGUCUCUCCUUUGUGCUACUCUACAGAACGUCCUCCGGAAGGUCCAGCACCAGGAUGCCUUGCAGAUCUCCGACGUGGUGAUGGCAUCUCUGCUGAGAAUGUUCCAGAGCACGGCGGGCUCGGGGGGCGUGCAGGAGGACGCCUUGAUGGCGGUCAGCACGCUGGUGGAAGUCUUAGGUGGAGAGUUUCUGAAGUACAUGGAUGCCUUCAAGCCGUUCCUUGGCAUUGGACUGAAGAACUACGCCGAGUACCAGGUUUGUCUGGCUGCAGUGGGCCUGGUUGGUGACUUAUGCAGAGCCCUGCAAUCCAACAUCUUGCCUUUUUGUGAUGAGGUUAUGCAGCUGCUCUUGGAGAACUUGGGGAAUGAAAAUGUUCAUAGGUCUGUGAAGCCUCAGAUUCUCUCCGUGUUUGGCGACAUUGCCCUUGCCAUUGGAGGGGAAUUCAAGAAGUACCUAGACGUCGUACUGAACACCCUGCAGCAGGCUUCCCAAGCGCAGGUGGAUAAGUCUGACUAUGACAUGGUGGAUUACCUGAACGAGCUGCGGGAGGGCUGCCUGGAAGCUUACACUGGCAUCAUCCAGGGACUGAAGGGAGACCAAGAAAACGUUCAUCCGGAUGUGAUGUUGGUGCAGCCCAGAGUAGAAUUUAUUCUGUCUUACAUUGACCAUAUUGCUGGAGACGAGGAUCACACCGACGGAGUAGUGGCGUGUGCUGCUGGGCUGAUAGGGGAUUUGUGUACAGCGUUUGGAAAAGAUGUACUGAAAUUAGUAGAAGCUAGACCCAUGAUACAUGAACUGCUAGCGGAAGGAAGAAGAUCCAAGACGAACAAAACAAAAACCCUCGCUACCUGGGCGACUAAAGAACUGAGAAAACUGAAGAAUCAAGCUUGAUCUGUUACCAUUGGGAUGACACCUGAGACCCCCACUGGAAAUCUCCAAUCUUUU